GUGACAGGCAAAAUGUCAAAAGAAGUAAAUACAAUGGAAGGAGGUUCUCGUUAUAAAGAUAAAGUUGCUAUAAUUACAGGAGGAUCUAAAGGUAUUGGAGAGGGAUGCGUUCGAGUUUUUGUCAGAAAUGGUGCUAAGGUUGUCUUCUGUGCAAGAGGAGAGAAGGAAGGUAAAGCGCUAGAAGAAGAAGUUAACAAGACAGGUCCAGGAGAGUCACUGUUUCUUAAAUGUGAUGUUUCCAAGGAGGAUGAGAUUAAGAAUGUUGUUGAUAUUACAGUGGAGAAGUUUGGUAGGAUUGACUGCCUCAUAAACAAUGCUGGAACACAUCCCAGCCACAAGCCAAUAGAUGAUUUUAGUGGUGAAGACUUUAGGAACCUUCUUAACAUCAAUGUCGUCAACUAUUUUCUCUUCUCCAAGUUUGCUUUACCAGAGCUCAGGAAGGUGAAGGGCAAUAUUAUAAUGGACUCCAGUCUGGUGGCACAGAUAGGUCAACUAGGAGCAGUUACUUAUGUGUCAACAAAGGGUGCAAUAACCUCCAUGUGCCGGGCAUUAGCAAUAGAUGAGGCCAAAUAUGAAGUUCGAGUUAACUCGUUCUCCCCUGGUAAUAUUUGGACCCCACUGUGGGCCGCAGGGGCAGCUUCCUCAAGCGAUGAGAAGGCAACUAUUGAAGGAGGGAAAAAUGCACAGUUAUUGGGGAGAUUUGGUACAAUAGAGGAGGCUGGUCAACUUUGCCUGUUCCUAGCAGCAGAGGCAACCUUCUGCACAGGCUUGGAUAUCCCACUAUCAGGGGGUGCUGAACUUAAUUAUGGGAACAAAAAUAGACUUGGCACAGGUGGUAAUAUAUAUGGUUGAUUAAACAGUUAUGCAGUGGAUUAUCAUGGAUAAGCUUGGAGUAACUCCAGUCCCAUAUCUGAGGGAGGUUAGACUUAAAAUUACCAAAUUCUGAAGGGGUCCUGCAUCUACAUACAUGGUUACAUACAUAUUUGCAUAUGGACAUGUACAGCAUAUUAUUUUAAAAUUUCAGGGAAUGAGACUGUACAGUAUAACAAUUAAUGAAGAUAUUUGGACUCAGUGCAUUGUGUGCUGAACCAUUCCACGAAUAUCUAUUUAAGAGAGGAUGGAGAUUCGAUGAUCUAUUGUAUAAUGUAUUUUGGUAUAAUAUAUGACCUUAGAUUUUAUUCUGUUCAUGGUUAAAAAUGUAAAAGCAAUUGAGGUGUUAUAUUUGCCAUAAAUCAUAGAAUCUAGCGAGGUGUUUGUGCCAAUUCUAACAUGAUAACAGUAUGCCAUAGCAAGAUACAUUAUAUUCAUUUGUCUAUAAUGAAUGUUAAUAGUCAUGUAUACACCAUUAUAGACCAGUAAAUCAAUUGUUC
This is a messenger RNA of Owenia fusiformis, 1370 nucleotides long. The record is from the annotation of a GenBank genome assembly. NCBI's taxonomy places the organism in Eukaryota, Metazoa, Annelida, Polychaeta, Sabellida, Oweniidae.